AGCAGCCCAGCCGCAGUGUGUGCGCCCGGUUUGUGUCAACUUGACGAGUCGAGAUGGCAAAUGUGUUGAGAAAUUCCGCCAAAUUCGGGUUUUCAGGUGUGUUGUCCCAGUUGUCCAUCCACAGUAGACAUGGGAGAGAGUGUGUGUCGCCGUGCUUCUCUCUGCAGCAGAGGAACAACUCUACCUCACCUAAGAUCAAGGUGGACCUGGACAGCAGUACAGGUGUAGCAGUGUUGAGGAUGCAGAGUCCCCCUGUCAACAGUCUGAGUCUGGACUUCCUCACUGAGUUCUGUAUCAACCUGGAGAAACUAGAGAUGGACAGGAGUUGUAGAGGUCUGAUCAUCACCUCGACCCUCUCCAAGGUGUUCUCUGCAGGGCUAGACAUCAUGGAGAUGUAUGGGAAAAGUCCGGAGCGCUGUGGAGAGUUCUGGAAGGCUGUUCAGGAGAUGUGGCUCAAACUCUACGGAUCCAACAUGGCUACCAUAGCUGCCAUCAACGGUUCUAGUCCAGCAGGCGGCUGUCUCAUGUCUCUUGGAUGUGACUAUAGGAUCAUGGCUGAUAACCCUCGCUACAGCAUCGGACUCAACGAGACUCAGCUCGGCAUCGUAGCUCCCUUCUGGUUUAAGGACACGCUGGUGAACACGGUUGGUAACCGGGCAGCAGAGCUGUCGUUGGAGCUGGGUCUGUUGUACAGCGCUCCUGAUGCCCUGAAGAUCGGCCUGGUGGACCAGUUAGUACCUGAGGACCAGGUCCUCUCCACUGCACAGGACACCAUGUCCAAGUGGCUGGCUGUACCAGACCAUGCCAGACAGAUCACCAAGUCCAUGAUGAGGAAACCGACCAUUGACAAGCUGCUGUCUAACAGGGAAGCUGACAUCACCAACUUUGUGAGCUUCAUCACUAAAGACUCCAUCCAGAAGUCCCUUCGCAUGUACCUGGAGAUGCUCAAGAGUAGAAAGGCCUAGUCUGGGGCCCGAACGGCUCCCCGAUCCCCUUUAGGGCUUCUAACGGCUCCCCUUUAGGGCUUCUAACGUCUCCCUGGUUCCCUUUAGGGCUUCUAACGGCUCCCCUUUAGGGCUUCUAACGGCUCCCCUUUAGGGCUUCUAACGGCUCCCCUUUAGGGCUUCUAACGGCUCCCCUUUAGGGCUUCUAACGGCUCCCCUUUAGGGCUUCUAACGGCUCCCCUUUAGGGCUUCUAACGGCUCCCCUUUAGGGCUUCUAACGGCUCCCCUUUAGGGCUUCUAACGGCUCCCCGAUCCCCUUUAGGGCUUCUAGCGGCUCCCCGAUCCCCUUUAGGGCUUCUAGCGGCUCCCCUUUAGGGCUUCUAGCGGCUCCCCUUUAGGGCUUCUAACGGCUCCCCUUUAGGGCUUCUAACGGCUCCCCUUUAGGGCUUCUAACGGCUCCCCUUUAGGGCUUCUAACGGCUCCCCUUUAGGGCUUCUAACGGCUCCCCUUUAGGGCUUCUAACGGCUCCCCUUUAGGGCUUCUAACGGCUCCCCUUUAGGGCUUCUAACGGCUCCCCUUUAGGGCUUCUAACGGCUCCCCUUUAGGGCUUCUAACGGCUCCCCUUUAGGGCUUCUAACGGCUCCCCUUUAGGGCUUCUAACGGCUCCCCGGUCCCCUUUAGGGCUUCUAGCGGCUCCCCUUUAGGGCUUCUAACGGCUCCCCUUUAGGGCUUCUAACGGCUCCCCUUUAGGGCUUCUAACGGCUCCCCUUUAGGGCUUCUAACGGCUCCCCUUUAGGGCUUCUAACGGCUCCCCUUUAGGGCUUCUAACGGGUCCCCUUUAGGGCUUCUAACGGCUCCCCGGUCCCCUUUAGGGCUUCUAACGGCUCCCCGGUCCCCUUUAGGGCUUCUAACGGCUCCCCGGUCCCCUUUAGGGCUUCUAACGGCUCCCCGGUCCCCUUUAGGGCUUCUAACGGCUCCCCGGUCCCCUUUAGGGCCCUGGUCAAAAGUAGUGCACGAUAUAGGGAAUAGGGGGCUACGUCCCAAUUAUCUCUCCUUUCUCCUGUGUGAACUUGUUCUCUUCCCUUCACGGAUUUGAAAGGACAUUUUUGUGGGGAACGAGUGCACCCUUCAGGAGUAAAGGAGAGAUUAUUGGAACGCAGCCAUCCUUGAAGAGGAUGUCUUCUGAUGCCCAGGCACACAUGUGAAAGUAACCUGGGGGUGAGUCUCAAUAGUCUGCCUCCCUCUGUUUGUCUCCUUUCACUUAUUGAGAGACACCCACUGGUUACAUCUCAAAUAGCACCCUAAUUCUCUAUGUAGUGCACUACCCCUAUAGGCCCUGGUCAAAAGUAGUGCACUAUAUAGGGAAUAGGGUGCCAGUUGAGACGCUACCCUGUCAUAUAUGUUUUUUUUGAAACUAGCGUUUCUUAUUGGACAAAAUGAGGUAGUUCACUCCCUGUUUUGUCCCGUUUGGAUCCUAAUGAACACACCCCCGGCCUUAUUUCCCCCUGCCACAAUGUUUGACUGUCUGGACUGAAACACAGAGCACUGUUACGAUGUAGGUGAUUGUACAGUAUGUCAUCUUGCCUUUGUCUGUGAACAUAAUGUUUUUUUCUUCGUAUGAUCUUCUCCUGUACUGUUGGUUUGCAAGUAAACAUCUUUAAAAUACCUUC
Messenger RNA from Salvelinus namaycush (lake trout), 2614 nucleotides. Its product is annotated as enoyl-CoA delta isomerase 1, mitochondrial-like. The coding region runs from base 54 to 965 and encodes 303 amino acids. Gene Ontology annotation, cellular component: mitochondrion. NCBI's taxonomy places the organism in Eukaryota, Metazoa, Chordata, Actinopteri, Salmoniformes, Salmonidae. The record is from RefSeq and is a predicted model, not a curated record. Gene Ontology annotation, biological process: fatty acid beta-oxidation. The transcript is spliced from 7 exons. Gene Ontology annotation, molecular function: enoyl-CoA hydratase activity.